Messenger RNA from Hypomesus transpacificus, 2807 nucleotides. RefSeq names its product glial fibrillary acidic protein (gene gfap). The record is from RefSeq and is a predicted model, not a curated record. Lineage: Eukaryota; Metazoa; Chordata; Actinopteri; Osmeriformes; Osmeridae. Gene Ontology annotation, biological process: regulation of chaperone-mediated autophagy; intermediate filament organization. Gene Ontology annotation, molecular function: structural constituent of cytoskeleton. The transcript has 9 exons. Gene Ontology annotation, cellular component: cytoplasm; cell projection; intermediate filament. Bases 1 to 1341 code for a protein of 446 amino acids.
AUGGAAAGUCAGAGAGUCCAGUCCUCUUACAGGAAGCGUUUCGGGCCCCAGGGUGCCGGCAGUGGCGGAGGAGGAGGGGUCCGGAUCAGCAGCUUCUCCUCCGGCCGCCUCUCCCUCCACGGCAGCCCGGGCCGCCAGCUCGCCUACUCCAGCCCCGUCUCCAGGCUCUCCCUGGGCUCGGUCGGGGACCGACUGGACUUCUCAGCCGACUCCCUGCUGAAGGCCCAGUACCGGGAGACCCGCAACAGCGAGAAAGUGGAGAUGAUGGGCCUUAACGAUCGCUUCGCCACCUUCAUCGAGAAGGUGCGUUUCCUGGAGCAGCAGAACAAGGUGCUGGUGGCGGAGCUGAACCAGCUGAGGGGGAAGGAGCCCAGCCGUCUGGGAGACAUCUACCAGGAGGAGCUGAGGGAGCUGCGAAGGCAGGUGGACGGCCUCAGUGCCGGCAAGGCCCGGAUGGAGGUGGAGAAAGACAACCUGGCUUCAGACGUGACCACCCUCAAGCAGAGGCUGCAAGAUGAGAUGGGCCUCAGGCAGGAUGCAGAGAACAGCCUGAACACCUUCAGACAGGAUGUGGAUGAGGCGGCCCUCAACCGUGUUCAGUUGGAGAGGAAGAUCGACGGACUGCACGAAGAGAUAGACUUCCUGAAGAAGAUUCACGAGGAGGAGCUGCGUGAGUUGCAGGAGCAGCUGAUGGCCCAGCAGAUCCAUGUGGAUCUGGACGUGUCCAAGCCAGACCUGACCUCGGCUCUGAAGGACAUCAGGGUCCAGUAUGAGUCCAUGGCCUCCUCCAACAUGCAGGAGACGGAGGAGUGGUAUCGCUCCAAGUUUGCUGACAUGACCGAUGCUGCCAAGAGGAACACAGAGGCGCUGCGACAGGCCAAGCAGGAGGCCAAUGACUAUCGUCGGCAGAUGCAGGUGUUGACCUGUGACCUUGAGGCCCUCCGAGGAACAAACGAGUCCCUGGAGCGGCAGCUACGUGAGAUGGAGGACCGCUUCUCCGUGGAGACGGCUGGUUACCAGGAUACGGUGAGCCAUCUGGAGGAGGAGACCCAGAUGCUGAAGGAGGAGAUGGCCAGACAUCUGCAGGAGUACCAGGACCUGCUCAACGUCAAACUGGCCCUGGAUAUAGAGAUCGCCACCUACAGGAAACUUUUGGAGGGGGAGGAAAGCAGGAUCACUGUGCCGAUGCAGAGCUUUUCCAACGUGCAAUUCAGAGAGAAUAUGGACACCAGGAUCCCCAUGGAGGCCCAUGUUAAGAAAAGUAUCUUGGUGCGGACUGUGGAGACUCGAGACGGGGAGAUCAUAAAAGAAUCUACAGCUGAACGGAAGGAUCUGCCUUGAUCUGAAGGACACUCACUGCUCUGGCAAAACCUGGCACGCUGUCCCUAGCAAUGCUUGGUGGACUUUGACUGGUUUUGAUCAUGACACACGUUUCUUACCAGAUUUCUUUCUCAUCUCCAACUCCAAAGUCCCCCCCGAUCACAACUAUCACACCAUCCCACUCCUGCUAGUGCUCCCCACAUCAUCACAAGCCAGUAUAACAACACUACUGUCAAAUACUUAACGUUAUUAGAACGUCUACCAAAAACAUUUGUUGUUGCAUGAAAUAGGUGUUUGAUCCAUGUUAGAGAUAGGUGCUGUGAGCACUAAGAAAGUUUACAGUGUUGUCUGUGUUCAAGAUGCACACAAUUUCUUUCGCUCUCACUAACAGAACAGACUGUUCAACAUUUGUGUUGUUUUGAAAUAGUUCCAUGAGAGAAGGCCUUGAAAUGUAGUGCUUGUGUUCUGCUUGGUCCUGGUGCCGAGAUGAAGCUAUGUGGCAGACGUGUAUGUGGAAAGUGAGGAGGUAACUGCAGGCGCUGGAGGAAGCAGUAGGCGGGAUCGGACAAGACGUCUUAGACAGAAGAGAUGACAAGUGUGUAAAAGUGGUGAAUUAGGCAGAGCUGUUGUAGAACAUAGAAAGAUUUCACCCUAGUUUCUCCUUUUAACUUGAUCCCACCGUUCCCCAGGGCCUCUCUGUCAGUGUGUUCCGUUUUGGCCCUCUUCCAUGUUCUCCAUCCAUACCCAUCUUCCCUGAGACUGACAACCUGUCAGCACCAUGGUGCUACGUCUUUGGAUGCAGAAGUUCUCUCCUCAGAGGUCGGACACGCCGCAUUUCCAACACGAGGACUGUGCCAUCGCAUGUCCACUUGAACACCAAGGGUGUGCGGGACAGGAUGAAAGUGGGACAGGGGUUUUUUGGAAGUAUUGUCGCAACCCUUACCCUCAAACCCCUGGUAGUCCUUCAGGCCAGCCUCUGGAGUGUCUGAGUGAUAGGGGAGCGACACAUGGGAGGAUGCUGUAGAGAUAGCAUGGUGCUGCCAGAACGAGUACAGUGAGGUCCUGUCUCCUUGACGACGGGCCUCUCACACAAGCCCUGUAUUUUUUGUUGUGGGCUAGAUGUCACAACACUAACUCUUUAAUCCAGCUCUCCCCCUGCAGGAGCUCUGCUGACAGCCUUACCACCUGCUUAUAAUUAAACAUGGUGUUUUAGAACGCUGGCCCUUCUCUCUUCGCUGAAGACUGAUAACGAUUGUUCCUGCAUGUGCUUUUCUCCCUCUCUCAUGGUCUCUCACUUUAAUUCUCUCUCUCUCUCCCUCUCUCUCUGUUCGCUUUCCUUACAUCCCUUUUGUCAGUCCUGGAUGCUUCUCGCUCCUGUCUGCCUGCUGAAGAAACAAACAGCAGGAACACAUAUACCUUUCAGCAAAAUCUAAACUAACACCUGUGACUAUAACCUUAGUUAUGACCAACCCUUGAUGACCAUGUGU